This is a messenger RNA of Penicillium subrubescens, 1803 nucleotides long. RefSeq lists its product as uncharacterized. Gene Ontology annotation, molecular function: RNA polymerase II cis-regulatory region sequence-specific DNA binding; DNA-binding transcription factor activity, RNA polymerase II-specific; zinc ion binding. Gene Ontology annotation, biological process: DNA-templated transcription; regulation of transcription by RNA polymerase II. Lineage: Eukaryota; Fungi; Ascomycota; Eurotiomycetes; Eurotiales; Aspergillaceae. The transcript has a single exon. The record is from RefSeq and is a predicted model, not a curated record. The coding region runs from base 1 to 1803 and encodes 600 amino acids. Gene Ontology annotation, cellular component: chromatin.
AUGGGUAUUGAUACAUCACCAGAAGCACGCUCUCUGUCCGAGUCCGGGACGUGGUUUCUUGAAGAUGAUUUCGAUGUCAGCGCUCUUGAUUUCUCGAUCACAUCGACGAUAUCAGAAUGGGCACAGCUCCCAAAUUUCUCCACAAAUUCUAGUCUGCCAUCUACCGACCAAGGCUUAUUUACCCCUAUGCAAAGCUCCGUGCCAGAAAUUGACCACGCGCAUGCCGAUGAAGACACAGUAAAGCGGAAAUGGUUUACGCACCUAUUACCAUCGAUGCAAAAACAGCCCAGUCAGGACUUUCCAGCGACUGGUCAAUCCUGGCAAGAUCAAACAAAUGCAAACGAGUCGUAUCGAGUUGGUCUUUCUCAGAAACUUCGUCCGCGCAUGGAGGAUGAGGCACUUCCAACUUCUGAACAGCUCAAUCUGUUUGCCAAACUUUACUUCCAUCGGUUUCAUCCACUCUUACCAGUGAUCCAUGCCCCCUCGUUUCGGCCCACUGCUGAAAACUCUUUGCUGUUCCUAUCGCUCUGUUCCGUUGGUAGUCUGUUUGUGGGAUCAUCGCGAGCAGUAUCUCAGGGAGCAAGAAUCUUUGAACGGCUCAACAAGGCCAUCUUGGCUUCCUGGGAGUCGUUCUUAUCGCAAAGCAAGCCUGAUGCAUUAUCGAUGGUCCAGGCGGCUAUUUUAGGACAGACUUAUGCUAUCCUAUCAGGGAAGCCGAAGUAUCUUGUCUUGGCAGAUGUGCUGCACGGGACCGUCGCCGCAUGGGCUCGUGAGGCGAAUAGACUUGGAUCCCACUGUCAACAAUCUCGGAAUCUGUCGAGUGAGACUGAUCUUGAGAGAAGCUGGCAUCUGUGGAUUGACAGUGAACAACGAGCUAGAGUCCAAGUAGCGUUAAAUAUUCACGACGCUGAACUUGUGACGCUGCUUCAUCAUCAGCCCAUUCGCAGUCAUCGAUUCCGCCAGUAUCCUCGCUUGGCAUCCGACGCUUUGUUUGCCGCACCAACAGCUUCAAAAUGGGCGGUACUUUAUCGGCAGUCUGCAGAAACGGAACCGGAAAAUCCCGUUUACACUCGACUAUCUCGCUCAUCAGAUCCAUUCCCGAGCACAGGGCUGAAAUCUCGCUUUACCGCAUAUGGUAUCCUCGAAAGUAUUAACGCUCGUCUCGUGGACGCCAAACAAUCCCAAGAAUUUGACCAUAUCAUCUGCCAUGAAAUCUCAAAUCUCCUAAUAGAAUGGUGGCAAACAUACUAUACAUCGAAUCGAGACCCAUUCUGUUUACCUGUACUAUGGCACUCGAUCUUUAUCUCCCUCUACGCAGACCUCGAUCUCCUAGAGCAAGCGAUUGGCCGGGACGGCCAAGGCCCUAGUUUGGAAGCUUCAACACCCGUCAGUGAGUGGGCAUGCUCUCUCAACGCCAGCCGCUGUCUUGUACAUGCAUCUCUAAUUGCACGCCACCUCGAUAACAUGAGCAUCUCUGCCGAGGCAGCUAUACAUGUUCCCCGCGCAGUAUUUUCAGCAGCCCUAUCUUAUUUAUGUGUUGCGCAAUACGCGCCCAAGCAUGUCGUGAGUGUCGAGGCUUUCGCGUCUCCAGAGAUCAAACUUUUAGGUGAAGAGGCUUCUAGUGGUGUUUUUUUUCCAGAGCUUGCUAGCAGCGGUGGGCAAGCCAUGGUUGCAGACUUGGAUCAUUUGUAUCGGUUGAUUGAUUUGUUGCAGCGGGGUGGUAGAUGGGGGAUAUCCCAGUCUUUUGCAAAUGUGCUUUCUACGGCGUUGGAGGAGGGGAAGGGUGGUAGUUCUUCUUUAUAG